AUGGCUAAUACACCUCUGGCUCUCGCAAAGCCCAUUUUUUAUCUGUUUGUUCUCACUCAACUUGCUUAUUUGGGCAACUCCAAUUUUAUUAUCCACUACAGUGAGGGUGAGGGUGACGACUACGAGAACGCCCUGACGACUCCUGUUACUGUUAUUGAACAUGAGUUUUCUCAUCUGUUUGAGAUCAAAAGACUGAAUUUUUCGUUCGAUCACGGUCCGAAGGAGAUCUUCAGCUUUAUAGAGGGUAAGUCUGUCCGUUUCACGCUGGAUUCAUGCUUUACGCUAAUCAAAAAAAAUCCUCAAAAAGAAAGGCUUCACACAAAAAUAAUAUUAUCAGUCUGUCGGGAAAAUAAUGACCAAAUGUUGCUGCGCCAAUGGUGUCGCUGAGGCGAAAUUCAACUUGAUUUUGCCGCGACACAAUUCAUCUUCUCGGCGCCGAUGCGAUUUACGGUGCAGCAGAGUGAUCAUUAUUUUCCCGACGGACUGAUAUCAGUCUGUCGGGAAAAUAACGGCGGAUCGUCGCAGCAAAAUGUCUCGUCUCGUCGCUAUCGCGCACCAAAUCCCAAGUCGCGGCUUGCAGUCGCAAAGCGAUGAUGGGCGAUUCCGAGGCGCGACGAUCCGCCGUUACUUUCCCGACAGACUGAUAAUAUGGCCUGGAGCUCUUUAAUUAAAAAAAAAAGAACUUCUGAUGAGAGUGGGAUUCGAACCCACGCCUCCGAAGAGACUGGUGCCUUAAACCAGCGCCUUAGACCGCUCGGCCAUCUCACCACGCUCUCUUCCUUCGCUUUUUGAGCCUUCCUCUUUCGGGAAUUUAACGAGCGCCUUCGGGACGUAAAAUACGUUAAUUAGGAGAAAGAUGUGCAUAUUAAUUGUGGCAUUGGAUUAAAACAGUUUUUGUAUUAAAAUGAGAGUGAGGGGAUGGUAAUGUUACAGUGAGGGACCGGAUCCAGUGACAAAAAACGUCCCACGCUCCCUUUCCUUCAAGGCGGUGCGGGCUUUUCAAAGCAGAGUUUUUUAGCUUAGAGAAGGGAAGGUUUUGGAGACGUUUUUUGCCACUGGAUCCGGUCCCUCACUGUACGCUCAGAUUUUCUUUAUAUUUUACGCAUUUUUCGGGCAUAGGGGACAUAUCAGUCCGUCAGGAAAAUAAUGAGCAAUCUGUCGCAUUGAAAGUUGCUUCGUCGUCGAGAAAAGGCAUGCUUCGGAUUCUUUAUUUUUGCAGAAGAAUCAUCAAAUUGCUUUUGACUUCAGAUCGAAUAAAAAGCUACGCAUAAACUGGCCAUAUUGCUAAACCUCCCAUUUUUCAGACGACUGUGUUGACGAUGCAAAUUUGCGCUGUAAGCUUCCGAGAUACAUGCGGCUCUGUCACAACAAAGUCUACAAACGAUUGAUGAAAGACAAGUGCAGAAAGACCUGUGGAAUGUGCCCGGACACGGAUUUUCCACAACAGCCCGAUGACGGAUGUUACCCGGACGAAUUUAGACAUUAA
This is a messenger RNA of Bursaphelenchus xylophilus (pine wood nematode), 1486 nucleotides long. NCBI's taxonomy places the organism in Eukaryota, Metazoa, Nematoda, Chromadorea, Rhabditida, Aphelenchoididae. The record is from the annotation of a GenBank genome assembly.